UCUACUACUAAAUUCAAGAAAUAUAAUUUAUUUUAAAAAAUCAUUUACUGUUUUUAUCAUUGUAUCAAAUUUACUAGUGACAAUAAGAUGUUAGAAAUUGCCCGAUUUAUACGAGUGAAUGGAGGAAGAAAAUCUGUUGAGCCUUGUUAUUCUGAAAAGUUAACCGAAGAAAACAAAAAUCUAUUGUUUUUGUUUGAUGCUGAGCUUAUGCUGAUCCAGUCAAAACAGAAUACUGGAGAUAAUAAAAAAGUGUGUAUUGAAAGAACUAUUCCUGGUGUAAUUUGCAAUAAUGUUGAUGAGUUUGUUGCAACAGUUUUGCGACGUAGAUCUCUUGAACCAGAGAAUGUUGAUGUUAAGAUUGGGGUAGAUGGAGGGCAAGGCUAUCUUAAGGUUACUUUAUCAAUCACAUUAAAGCCAGAGCUUGAAGUACAUUCAAUUGAAAAGAAAAGAGUGAAAUAUUCUGAUGAGUAUGGAUUUAAAGAAUUCAAGUAUACUAGUGUUCACAAAACUUUAGUUUUGGCGGUAUUACCCUCUAUUGAUGAAAAUUAUGCAAACAUAAAAAUGUUGUUGGAUAAAUUAAAACUUAAUUCUCUGGAUUACUCUAUUUCAGAAGAUCUAAAGGUUCUUCUUCUGAUGGUUGGAAAGCAGUCAGCAGCUUCGAAGCAUCCUUGCCCAUUUUGUGAAACAGAAUCGCCAAAUAUGCUGAGAGCUAAGUCAUAUUCUCUAACUUCUCUGUGUGAGUGGUGUAACAAAUGGAUAGCUGCAGGAGAAAACAUUGCAAAAGCUAAAAAUUUUAGUAACGUAGUUAAUCCUCCUUUAUUGACUGGAAAUGUAACAAAGAAGAUCUUAGAAAUUGUUAAUAAACCAGGCUUACAUAUUUUGCUAGGCAUAGUAGACAAGUUACUCAAAAUAAUUGAAAAAAACUUGUUUGAGGACACUAAUCAAGGAUUUAAUUUUGUAAAUAGUUAUCUAUCUACAAUUAAUCUUGCCAGAGUACCUUAUCAAGGUAAACACAGGUUAGAAGGAAAUGCAUCCAACAAGUUUUUAAAAAAACUUGAUUGCUUUCAAAUAUAUCUGGAUGAGCACAAUAUUAUUGGUGGCAAAUAUAUGAAAGCUUUGAGAGACUUUAGCGAUGUUGUUCACGGGUGUUUUGGGAAAAUAUUAAAUCCAAACUACUCUGAUUAUAUUAAAAGAUUUUCACAAAGUUUCAGAGAUCUUGGUUCAAACAUUCCUCUUAAAGAGGAAAGUUUGGUAAGUGCAUAUUUCGAAAAUUAA
Molecule: messenger RNA, 1275 nt
Organism: Hydra vulgaris (swiftwater hydra)
Lineage: Eukaryota; Metazoa; Cnidaria; Hydrozoa; Anthoathecata; Hydridae
Source: RefSeq, a predicted model, not a curated record